Messenger RNA from Aspergillus tubingensis, 747 nucleotides. RefSeq lists its product as uncharacterized. NCBI's taxonomy places the organism in Eukaryota, Fungi, Ascomycota, Eurotiomycetes, Eurotiales, Aspergillaceae. The record is from RefSeq and is a predicted model, not a curated record. Gene Ontology annotation, biological process: microtubule-based movement. Gene Ontology annotation, molecular function: dynein intermediate chain binding. Bases 1 to 747 code for a protein of 248 amino acids. Gene Ontology annotation, cellular component: cytoplasmic dynein complex; cytoplasm. The transcript has 2 exons.
AUGACACUCCUACCACCACCACCAACAACGUCAACAACCCAAAUCCCCCAACAUGUAACCGCUCUCCUCUCGCACCUCACCUCCCGCCCCGGCGUCCAAUCCACCUUCAUCCUCUCCCGCAAAGACGGCUCCAUAAUCCAAAGUACCGGGCUGUAUGCGAAACCGCCAUCUCCUUCUCCAACGAGUGCGGCUGCAGCUGCAGCGCAGCAAUCACCGCGCACCGAGACCAUCUCCGCACCUGUAGACGGGACCGAGGCCGAGACCGAACCGCAGACUGAAACUGAAGCUGGAACUGAGCCCGCGCCCGCUGAGACGGAUGCUGCUCAACCCCCGACUACGAGACAGCCAAAUCAACAACAACAGUCUAAAGAAGGAGGGACAACGCAACCGUAUCAGCCGUCGCAGGGCGAGGCUCUAGCGGCGCAUAUCUUUGCGUUUGUGGCUAGUGCGUCGGAACUUAGUCUUGCGCUGUCUGGGGCGGAGGAUGAUGGGGAUGGGGAUGGGGUUGUUAGACAGGUGGAUGGGGGGGUUUCUGGUGAAGGAGGAAGUGGCUCUGGUGCUGGUGCUGGUGGUGCUGGGGAGAAGGAAGAGGGUGAUGAUGAGGUCAAGUUGUUGAGGUUGAGGACGAAGAGGCAUGAGAUUGUCGUCGUGCCGGAUAGGAAGUUUUUGCUUUGUGUGGUGCAUGAUGCGCAUCAUGGGGGUGUUGGGGCGGGUGCGAGUGGGGGUGCGGCUGGGGUGAGGAGGUAA